Molecule: messenger RNA, 2709 nt
Organism: Oenanthe melanoleuca
Lineage: Eukaryota; Metazoa; Chordata; Aves; Passeriformes; Muscicapidae
Gene: HSPA4
Product: heat shock protein family A (Hsp70) member 4
Exons: 19
Coding region: 145-2655 (836 amino acids)
Biological process (GO): protein folding
Cellular component (GO): cytosol; nucleus
Molecular function (GO): ATP binding; ATP-dependent protein folding chaperone
Source: RefSeq, a predicted model, not a curated record
AGGGCCGAGCGCGGGGCGCUCCCGCCCUCAGCGCGCCCCUCCCGCGCUCUCGCGAGAUCUCGCCCCCUCGGCGCCGGCGCGGCCGCGGCCCGACGGGAUCUUUCGAGAAUUGCCGGUGCCGCGCUCCCCCUCAGCGCCGCCGCCAUGUCCGUGGUGGGCAUCGACCUGGGCUUCCAGAGCUGCUACGUGGCCGUGGCCCGCGCCGGCGGCAUCGAGACUGUCGCCAACGAGUACAGCGAUCGCAGCACGCCAGCCUGUAUAUCCUUUGGGCCCAAGAACCGUUCCAUUGGUGCUGCAGCUAAGAGCCAGGUUAUUUCAAAUGCAAAGAAUACAGUACAAAGUUUUAAAAGAUUUCAUGGUCGUGCAUUCUCAGAUCCCUUUGUUCAAGCUGAAAAAGCAAGCCUUGCCUAUGAACUUGUCCAGCUGCCAACAGGCUCAACUGGCAUCAAGGCCAUGUAUAUGGAAGAAGAAAGAAACUUUACAAUUGAACAGGUGACAGGAAUGCUUCUGACCAAAUUAAAGGAGACCGCUGAGAAUGCGCUUAAGAAGCCUGUGGUUGAUUGUGUUGUUUCUGUUCCUUCUUUCUACACAGAUGCAGAAAGGAGAUCUGUGAUGGAUGCUACCCAGAUUGCUGGUCUCAACUGUCUGAAACUAAUCAAUGAAACAACUGCAGUUGCCCUUGCAUAUGGGAUCUAUAAGCAAGACCUGCCUGCCUUCGAAGAAAAGCCACGGAACGUUGUUUUUGUGGACAUGGGGCAUUCUGCAUAUCAAGUUUCUGUUUGUGCAUUCAACAAAGGCAAACUGAAAGUUCUUGCUACAGCCUUCGAUACAACCCUUGGAGGCAGGAAGUUUGAUGAGGUGUUGGUGGAAUACUUUUGUGAGGAGUUUGGGAAGAAAUACAAACUUGACAUAAAGUCCAAGAUCCGAGCACUGCUGAGGCUGUACCAGGAGUGUGAGAGGCUGAAGAAGCUGAUGAGUGCCAAUGCCUCUGACCUGCCCAUGAACAUAGAGUGCUUCAUGAAUGACAUAGAUGUGUCAGGAACCAUGAACAGAAGCAAAUUUUUAGAGAUGUGUGAAGGACUGCUGGCAAGAGUGGAGCCUCCUCUUCGCAGCGUGCUGGACCAAGCCAGGUUGAGGAAAGAAGAUAUUUAUGCAGUAGAGAUAGUUGGUGGUACCACAAGAAUCCCUGCCGUAAAAGAGAAGAUCAGUAAAUUUUUUGGCAAAGAAGUCAGCACGACCCUGAAUGCAGAUGAGGCUGUGGCACGAGGCUGUGCACUGCAGUGUGCAAUUUUGUCCCCGGCUUUCAAAGUGAGAGAGUUUUCUAUCACAGAUUUGAUACCAUAUCCCAUCUCCUUGCGAUGGAACUCGCCAGCAGAGGAAGGCCUGAGUGACUGUGAGGUGUUCCCCAAGAACCACCCUGCUCCCUUUUCCAAGGUCCUCACUUUCUACAGGAAGGAGCCCUUCACUCUGGAGGCCUACUACAGUUCCCCCAAGGAGCUGCCUUACCCAGACCCUGCUAUAGCUCACUUCUUGGUUCAGAAGGUCACUCCUCAAACAGAUGGAUCCAGUUCCAAAGUGAAAGUCAAAGUCAGAGUAAAUAUCCAUGGCAUCUUCAGUGUGUCAAGUGCAUCUCUGGUGGAGGUUCAUAAAUCUGAUGAGAACGAGGAGCCGAUGGAGACGGAUCAGCACGCGAAGGAGGAGGAGAAGAUGCAAGUAGACGAGGAGCAACAAAAGGCUGAAGAGCAACAGCAAACCCAGCCUGAAAAUAAGGCAGAAUCUGAAGAAAUGGAGACUUGUCAGGCUGACUCAAAGGACAAGAAAGUGGAUCAGCCACCUCAGGCCAAGAAGGCCAAAGUGAAGACAACCACCGUGGACCUUCCCAUCGAGAACCAGCUGGUGUGGCAGAUAGGGAAGGACAUGCUCAACUUGUUCAUUGAGAACGAGGGAAAGAUGAUAAUGCAGGAUAAGCUGGAGAAGGAGAGGAAUGAUGCCAAGAAUGCAGUGGAGGAGUACGUGUACGAAAUGAGAGACAAGCUCUGUGGUGUUUAUGAGAAAUUCGUCAGUGAGGAUGAUCGCAACAGUUUCACACUGAAGCUGGAAGAUACAGAGAUUUGGCUUUAUGAAGAUGGUGAAGACCAGCCCAAACAAAUAUACAUUGAUAAAUUGGCAGAACUGAAAGCUCUGGGUCAGCCUAUUCAGGUGAGAUUCCAAGAAUCAGAGGAAAGACCAAAAGCAUUUGAGGACUUGGGGAAGCAAAUCCAGCAAUACAUGAAAGCUGUUCAUGGAUUCAAAGCAAAGGAUGAACUGUAUGAACAUCUUGAUGAAGCAGAUGUGGCAAAGGUGGAGAAGAGCACCAAUGAAGCCAUGGAGUGGAUGAACAACAACCUCAACCUUCAGAACAAGAGGAGUCUUACUUUGGACCCAGUUAUAAAAGCAAAAGACAUACAGGCUAAAGCAAAAGAAUUGGCAGGUAUCUGUAACCCCAUAGUGAACAAACCCAAACCCAAGGUGGAGCUGCCCAAGGAGGAGCAGAAGGCCACGGAAGCCAACGGACCAUUGGACGGGCAGGGAGACGGCAGCGGGAGCCAGCCCCCCGAGCAGGGCUCUGCCCCCACAGCCACCGACAAGAAGCUUCCAGAGAUGGACAUUGACUGAAUUUCAGCACUUGUUUAUAUUAUUGCAGAUUACAAUAAAGCUUUAAGUUGUCAA